AGAAAGGAAGAAGAAGUAACAGACCUGGAAAGGAUGGGGAUGCUGGUGAGAGCUGCCGUGUUUAUGAGUGCCCUUCUUUUCUGUAACGCUCUUCUGGACCUGUCUGGCCCCAGUGAAAUUGAAGGAGUGUGGAAGGCAACUACCAUCCUGCCAUGUAGCUAUGUGCCUGUGAAUGACUUUCUGCAGCAAAUACUUACUUGGACUGUGGUACAUGACCAAAGUUCAGGCACCAUCUUCCGGAGGGACACAUCUGGUGAUCACGUUCUGCUGUCUGAGUACAGAGAUAGGGUUGAGGUCCCGAAGAACUCUCCAGGGAAUGUCUCUCUCCAUAUUUUGAAGCUUCAGUUCUCUGAUAGGGGAACCUACACUUGCCAAGUCACCUGGAGAGCCAGCAACAAGAGCCUGAUUACAAAAGAGAUCUCCACUAGAGUUGAGGUGGUUAAAGUUGCGGUGACGAAGCCCGUGGUCAGGGCUGGGGAGYGGGGCCUGACRCUCCCGGCAGGAACCAGGACCAGCCUGACGUGUGUGGCCGGCGGCUCCCCCCCCAUCAGCUACCGCUGGUUCCAGGGGGAGCCGGGAGGAGCAGCCCGGCGCCUGAGCAGCGGCGCUGAGCUCACGUUCGACAGGCUGCGGCCCUCGCACUCGGGGAAGUAUUACUGCGAGGCAGAGAACUACAUUGGGGUGCUGGUCACCCAGCAGAGCGAUGCCGUGGAGCUCGCUGUGAGAGGUCUGUCUGCAACAACAGUGACUUUUAAGACUGCCGUGGAAAUCACGGAGGGAUACAACACAACCACAGAUCUUCCCUUAACAGUAAUGACUACUGAAAAUAAGUUAGGAAAUUCAGAAAAGAAUCAUGCAACUGAAGACUUCCAAAAGAGUCGCCUGCCCCUGUACCUGAUCGUCCUGAUCGCUGUGAUUUGUGGUGCUGUUGUCCUCCUUAUCAUCUUUCUUAUCAUUUGCAUUAGAAGGCCUAAAAAUGUGCAUGUCUACGAAGUAAAAUUCCAUAACAACUCAGUGAAAGCAGAGGCUUCUCAAAGGUUUGAUAGUGUGUCUCAUUAUGAAGAACCUCUCCGCUCUACUGAAAAUGAUUAUAUGAUAGAGCACAUGAGAAUGAACAAAUGUGAAGAAACAAACCUGAAAGAAAAUGAAUGUUGUAACCCUACAAAUUCAAAGGAAUCUGAGUAUGAAGUGGGAGACACUGUGUAAGAACCAAGGGGCAAUCCUGAAGAGCACCUUCAUCGACACAGAAUUUACCUUCCUAUUCAUCUUCUCUGAAAAAUUCGUUUAACAUGGAGUCUUUGAUCUUCCAUAGUUUGUGGAGCUUUAAAUUUCUGCAGUGAAAAUGCAGAAAUUUCCUCUUUAGAAAAUUCACAGCUGUAGACUGCUGUACAGGCCUCUCCAUUUUUGCUUUUCUUGAUUUCCAUUUCACCCUUAGAAAGCCGGGGGCUGGCUAGUAGUCUUGCUCUUUUAUAUGGUCAAAAGGAACUUAAUUCUCUUUAUAAACAGUCUUCAUCUGGUGAGUGCAGACUUCGCAGGAGGUCUUGCUAAAUAGCCCCAUUCAGCUUAGCUUAAAGCUAGAUUAAUCUCAAAGACCUUACAAUGCUAAGAGCAGAAAUGUCCUAUGACUCCACCGUGCUGUAGUUGGUAUGUCUCUCUGCAGAGCACUUGCAGUAAAAUAGACACUUUCUAAUUACAAUAGAAAUGGUCAGUUUUAGAGCUGAACACUUGAGGAAUUGUUAUUUUGUAACAAAUCAUAUUUUUUCUGAGAUCAACUUUUCUGUUUUUAUUGCAUUUUUAAUAUUUGAAAUAGAUGAGAUACUUUUCCUUAAGCUUGUGGCUAGGAUUGUUUACAUGUGCCUAAAUUUUGAUAUGAAUAGGAGUAUUUUUACAUGACCUGCUCUAAUUAAUAAGAACUCCAUAUGGCAGAUAACCAGUACUUAUUAAGUGCUUUCCUUGUACCUUAAAAGGGCAAGUAGGGAGGUGAAAAGCUUUGGUAUUCUUAGGUUUUACUAUCCUGAGUAAAUCAGUGAUACAGAUAAACUGCAGAGGUGCAGCAGAAUCUUUUUAUAACAACUUAUAGAGCAAUACCACGUCAGAUAAAAAGCAAUGCAGACAAAAAGCAGGUGAGCUGAUAGGGCAAUGACGCAGAUAGUAGCAGUUCUGAGGGGAAAUAAGUGGUAUGGUUGAUGUGCAAUACCUAACUGAGUGUGCCACACAUUAUUGCUCACGCACUGGUAUGAAAAUCCAAACUGCAGGGAUAGUCCAUGAGUAAUUAGAAGAAUUAAUGAUAUAAAAGUUCUUCAGUGACUAUUGAACACAAAAAUUUGGUGGUAUUUUGCCAGUGCAUGAAAGUGUUCUUAUACCUUUUUCUCUAAACUUCCUGUGUCUCAGGUUUCAUUUC
Molecule: messenger RNA, 2401 nt
Organism: Nothoprocta perdicaria
Lineage: Eukaryota; Metazoa; Chordata; Aves; Tinamiformes; Tinamidae
Product: V-set and immunoglobulin domain-containing protein 4-like
Exons: 8
Coding region: 34-1206 (390 amino acids)
Biological process (GO): negative regulation of T cell proliferation; negative regulation of complement activation, alternative pathway; negative regulation of macrophage activation
Molecular function (GO): complement component C3b binding
Source: RefSeq, a predicted model, not a curated record